CUCUUUCCUCUCCUGACUAAGUUUCUCUGGCUUCCCUGAGGCUGCAGGUGUUAAUCUGGGGGGCCCUGGGCCCUGAACCGGCAGCAGAAAUAUGAGGAUCGAGAGCCUCCUCCUCCUGGGGGCCCUCCUGGCUGUGGGGAGUCAGCUGCCUGCUGUCUUUGGCAGGAAGAAGGGAGAGAAAUGGGGAGGCUGCCCAGCAGAUGAUGGGCCGUGCCUCCUAUCGGUGCCUGACCAGUGCGUGGAAGACAGCCAGUGUCCCUUGACCAGGAAGUGCUGCUACAGAGCUUGCUUCCGCCAGUGCGUCCCCAGGGUCUCUGUGAAGCCGGGCAGCUGCCCACAGGACCAACUGCGCUGCCUCAGCCCCAUGAACCACCUGUGUCACAAGGACUCAGACUGCUCGGGCAAAAAACGAUGCUGCCACAGCGCCUGUGGCCGGGAUUGCCGAGAUCCUGCCAGAGGCUAAUUCUGAUUUAGGAUCCGUGGCUCUGCACCUAAGCUGGGGACCAACGGAAAGAGUUCACGAUGGGAGGCCUGGGGCCCUGCCCACUGGACAGCACUAUCUCUACUAGCGGUGGUUCCAGCCUUCUGAUAAACACUGGCCUGCUGUCACUUCCCUGCAACGCAUCCGCCCCUGGAUUCUCCCCCUGGGAGUCAAAGUCCAUAGCCUGACCUCGGAGGAAGGCCUCUGUAUCACCCCAGCACCCUGCACCACUGCCAUAUGAGCUUCCCACCCUUUCCAACACAUUCACACCAAUCCGUACAUGCUGCUUCCUCCACCAAGAAUGCCCAAUUCAGGCAGACCCUGACCUCUCCCUCAGGCAACCCAACCACCCAGAAUGAAUAUUCUAGCAGAGUUUUCCAAAUAUCAGUCAUUCACCUCUUUCAUGAUUUUCACCAUAACUACAAAAUAGCACCACAAUGGCCUGCAUGCUGCCUGUGCCACCAUUUACUUAACGUUUUCUUUAAAUGACUCACUUUUGUGUAUAAAUAAAUUCAUUUCAAAA
Messenger RNA from Rhinopithecus roxellana (golden snub-nosed monkey), 1004 nucleotides. RefSeq names its product WAP four-disulfide core domain 5 (gene WFDC5). The coding region runs from base 92 to 463 and encodes 123 amino acids. Gene Ontology annotation, cellular component: extracellular region. Lineage: Eukaryota; Metazoa; Chordata; Mammalia; Primates; Cercopithecidae. The transcript has 4 exons. The record is from RefSeq and is a predicted model, not a curated record. Gene Ontology annotation, molecular function: peptidase inhibitor activity. Gene Ontology annotation, biological process: innate immune response; antibacterial humoral response.